CCGAAUAUGCUUCCCCUCCUCCCCUAUAAAAGGAGGCCUCCCCCUCAAUGUUGAAGGAGGCCAAUUUCACUCCUCUCCUGCUACUUUCUCUCUCUAGAUAUUUUUAGAGUAUAUUUUUCCUUCUUCAAGAGCUUCUAGCUCCACCAUUAAUGGCUUCCGAGCCGAACUCUUGUACCGUGUACACACCCCCGAUAUUAAUAAAAACCCCCGUUGGCAAGGUACCGCCAAAAAAGGCCCGUGGUUUUCUCCCGAUUUGGGUUUCCACGUCAAAAUCCCCGUGUUUAUAUUUUCGUGUAUUUUUAGACUAGUUUAUCGUUUUAGCCGGGCUAAAAACGAUAUACCGGUCGAUAAUUUACACCAUCANACGUGGCUCGGCCCACAUUUCCCAAUUAUUUACGAAGAACAGUCAAACCGGACUUGUUUAAUAAAAUGGAGGAAUAAGAGAAUAUUCCCCGAAUAUGCUUCCCCUCCUCCCCUAUAAAAGGAGGCCUCCCCCUCAAUGUUGAAGGAGGCCAAUUUCACUCCUCUCCUGCUACUUUCUCUCUCUAGAUAUUUUUAGAGUAUAUUUUUCCUUCUUCAAGAGCUUCUAGCUCCACCAUUAAUGGCUUCCGAGCCGAACUCUUGUACCGUGUACACACCCCCGAUAUUAAUAAAAACCCCCGUUGGCAAGGUACCGCCAAAAAAGGCCCGUGGUUUUCUCCCGAUUUGGGUUUCCACGUCAAAAUCCCCGUGUUUAUAUUUUCGUGUAUUUUUAGACUAGUUUAUCGUUUUAGCCGGGCUAAAAACGAUAUACCGGUCGAUAAUUUACACCAUCACUUACUAUUUGUUCUGAAUGUAUAAAUUCAUAUUUGCAUAAAUUUUUUUAAUGAUAUUACAUGAUUAUCUUAUUAUUUCAAAACUUCGACAUAUUUAGCUUUUUCAUUCCUAAUAUUGAUACUUGGCCAUAAAAUUACUACGUAGAAUACUUAAAAUCUCAAAAAAUAAUUAAAGGUCAUAAGUUCAUAACUGGAUGAUGGAGUCAAACCCAAUUAUACUAGAUAAUGAAUACCGAGUAUAUAAUUCUCAAUCCGAAUCUAAACCCUAGUACUCCGUCCCCCAGUUUUUGUUCACUUUUGACUUUUGAAAUUGUUCAUCUAAGCACUUUGACUUAUCAAAUUCUCUCAAUGUGUAAGUCUAAAUAUAGUCAUGUGUGAUCUUGUUUGAUUUGUCUUAACAUAUAGAUUAUUAAUAUAUAAUUUCUAUAAUUUUUUAAUAUACAAAUUACAAGAUAAAAUGGAUUAAAUAAGUGCAUUAGAUGAUGUGCAAAAAUGAAAGUGAACAAAAACUAAGGGAUGAAGGGAGUACUACCUAAUCCAAACUCAAAAUAACCAAACUCAAAUCCAAUUGACCAAUUUGACCAACCCACCCUCAACCAAAUCCGGAGAACAAUGCUAUCAAGAUUCUUGGGCAUGCGGAUGCCCCUGAAUGCCGAUCCGCAGGCAAUCACCACCGUCCACUCUUAUAAAAUCUUCACCGUAUAUUGCUUGCACCGUUCUUCUUUACAGAGUACUUCGUAUUUUUUGUUAUUCUCAAGCCCCUCCCCUAGUCGGCGUCUUCGCCUCUCUCGACAGAUUGAAGCCACCAAAUUGAAAAUAAGACUCCUCCUGUGAGAUCGGAGGAUAUACGGAGGGAAAGGAUGGAUUCAGAUCAAGGCAAGCUGUUCAUCGGUGGCAUCUCUUGGGAGACGGAUGAGGAGAAGCUGAAGGACCACUUUCAGAGAUUCGGCGAGGUUUUGCAGACUGUGGUGAUGAGAGACAAGCUUUCCGGGAAGCCCAGAGGCUUUGGAUUCGUUGUUUUUGCAGAUCCGGAUGUUCUCGAUUCCGUUCUCCAGGAAACCCACACGAUUGACGGCCGUACGGUUGAUGCCAAACAGGCCAUAUCAAAAGAGGAACAACAGGUAUCCAAAAAUGGAAAUCCCAAUAGUGGUAGAAGUUCAGGAGGUGGUGGAAGUAACAAGACUAAGAAAAUAUUUGUUGGCGGAUUGCCUCCUGCUCUGUCAGAGGAUGGCUUCCGUGGUUACUUUGAAGCCUAUGGUAAUGUAACUGAUGUUGUAAUCAUGUACGAUCAGCAGACCAACCGGCCACGUGGAUUCGGUUUUAUUUCAUUUGAUUCAGAAGAUGCAGUAGAUCGGGUUUUACACAAGACCUUCCAUGAUUUGAGUGGUAAGCAAGUAGAAGUAAAACGUGCACUUCCUAAAGAUUUGAACUCCAGUUCUGGUUCUGGCGGUGGUCGGUCCAUGGGAAGUGGUGGUGGUGGAAAUUAUCAGGGGUAUGGAGGAGGACAUGGAAACAAUUCUAAUUCUUAUGAUAGUCGGAUGGAUUCCAAGUACAUGCAGCAACCAUCCGCUGUAUCAGGGUACCACCCCUAUGCUUCUUCGACUGGAUAUUCUGCUGGAUAUGGGUAUGGAUCUUCUAACAGUGCGAUGGGUUACAGUAGUUAUGGAAAUUAUGGUGGGGCGGCUCCUGGUUAUGCUGGACCGGCAGCUUCUGCAUAUGGAAAUCAAACUGUUCCUGGUGGUGGCAGCUAUGGAGGUGGUCCUGCUGAUGGACAAAGAAACUCAUGGAACUCUCAGGGUCCUGCUUAUGGUACUAUGGGUUAUGGAAGUUCCAACUGGGGGGCCAAUGCAGGUGUGGGAGGUGGAGGGCCAGCAAGCCAUUCUCCAGCUGAAGCGGCAGGUUAUGGGAACCAAGGUUAUGCUUAUGGUGGGUAUGGUGGGAAUGAUGGAACUUAUGGAAACCCUGCUUCUUAUGGGGCGGUAGGACGUUCUGCUGGCGGUCCACCAAGUAGCAAUUCCCCUGCUGGUGGUACUGGAGAGCUGCAAACUGGUGGUUAUGGUGCUUAUGGUGAUGCCAGUGGAAAUCCUGGAUACCCGUCUGGAAAUUAUGGAUCUCAUGGAAACCAAGCUGGUUAUGGAGGUGGUUAUGGUGGUGUGCCAGCUCGGCAAACUCAGCAACAAUGAUGAUCUCUUCAUUCUUCAUGCAAGACACUAUUUUCUUUCUGGAAGUUUGUCUUCUCAUAAAUGGUCUUCUGUUACGUGAGCUGAGAGAGGGUGACUGUUUCAAUACAUCAGACCUGCUUAAUUGGACUGGAGAUGAAGCUCUCAAGUAAGGUGUUUGAUGAGUACUUGUUCACUCAAAGUGGAGUUGUCAUGCAAUCUUGAAACCGGAAAUGGUGAUUCAGACCAGACCAGACCAAGCUGCUGUUGUUGAGCUCAUUCUACUCACAGCCAACAAUGGUAUGUUUGGGGUGCAUGCAAAUCUCUCAUCGAUAGAUUCCAUUAGUUACACAAAAGCUUUAGCUAACUUUAUACACAAUUAUCUCAUAUAGGAUACUAAAAUUAAAAUCAUGACCCUUUCCGAAGGGAGAUUUUUUUCGGGGGGGGGGGGGGGGGNUUUUGUGGGCAAUAUUACACAUGUUGGCAGGGUGGUUGCACGAUAGGCCUACCUUUCUUCAUUAGCUUUCUUCGAUUCGAUGGCCAUUGCAUCUUGCAUGGACACCAAUUUGGCAUUGCAAUUUGAGGCAAUAGAAUAACCCAAACAUGGGUCAUGUAUGCUGGUUUGGUCAGCCCUCAAAACUGGCCUUGACUUCAAACUUGUUGAAUCAGUUCUAGAUUGAACUGGGUUAACCAAUGGUUUGACUGGUUGGGACGGUUGGCCAUUUUUUACAUGGCCCAAAAUGGGAUUUUCAUUUACAGAGUACCGGAGUACUAUUUUGUACUCCCGUCCCACAAAAAUUGUGACAUUGCACUAUUCACAAGUCAAACUGCUUUUUUCCUUUACUUAUUUUUGGUUGUCAUUGAAGCCUCUUGUUUUGUGGAGUUUUUGAUGUAGUUUUUAAAUAUAUAAAUUUUAUUUUUAAAUUUUACUUCAAUGUUAGACAAAUCGAAUUCAAAGUAACUUCAAUCAAGUUUUGUUAUCCGCAAUGUGACAUUUUUUGUGUGACAUGGGGAGCAUUUGUUUUUCUUUAUUGUUACGGAGUACUUGUUAGUAGACGAUAAUCACUCAUUACACCUUGCGUCCCAAAAUUUUCGUGAUCUGUUUUGCCAAGUUAAACCCAGAAGAAAGUUAUCUUUUGGAGAGAAAGUUUGCUUUUGAAUUACUCUGUAAAUGGUAUUGUUUGUUUUUAUACAAGGGCAUCCUUUUUUCCCCUACAGAACUUGAGUGUCAUGGGUA
Messenger RNA from Cuscuta campestris, 4211 nucleotides. The record is from the annotation of a GenBank genome assembly. Lineage: Eukaryota; Viridiplantae; Streptophyta; Magnoliopsida; Solanales; Convolvulaceae.